Molecule: messenger RNA, 752 nt
Organism: Caenorhabditis elegans
Lineage: Eukaryota; Metazoa; Nematoda; Chromadorea; Rhabditida; Rhabditidae
Gene: cyn-5
Product: Peptidyl-prolyl cis-trans isomerase 5
Exons: 2
Coding region: 3-617 (204 amino acids)
Biological process (GO): protein folding
Cellular component (GO): cytoplasm
Molecular function (GO): peptidyl-prolyl cis-trans isomerase activity
Source: RefSeq, marked reviewed
GUAUGAAGUCGCUUCUUGUUGUGGCGGCCGUGCUCGCUGUCGGAGCUCUUGCUCAGGGAGACGAUGCCAAAGGACCAAAGGUCACUGACAAGGUCUACUUUGACAUGGAAAUUGGAGGAAAACCAAUCGGACGUAUCGUCAUCGGACUUUUCGGAAAAACCGUCCCAAAGACCGCCACCAACUUCAUUGAGCUCGCCAAGAAGCCAAAGGGAGAAGGAUAUCCAGGAAGCAAGUUCCACCGAGUCAUCGCAGACUUCAUGAUUCAAGGAGGAGAUUUCACCCGUGGAGAUGGAACCGGAGGACGCUCUAUCUACGGAGAGAAGUUCGCCGACGAGAACUUCAAGCUGAAGCACUACGGAGCCGGAUGGUUGUCGAUGGCCAACGCUGGAGCUGAUACCAAUGGAUCCCAAUUCUUCAUCACCACAGUCAAGACCCCAUGGCUCGAUGGACGCCACGUCGUUUUCGGAAAGAUCCUCGAAGGAAUGGAUGUGGUCCGCAAGAUCGAACAGACCGAGAAGCUUCCUGGGGACCGCCCGAAGCAAGACGUCAUCAUCGCCGCUUCUGGACACAUCGCCGUCGACACUCCAUUCUCUGUUGAACGCGAGGCCGUCGUCUAAGCUCAAAUGACUUCUCUUUUUAAAUAUCGAUCUGUGAUUCUCCUGACUUCAGACACCUGAAUUAAAGAGUAAUUCGAGUUUCUUUUUAAUUUAUCGACUUUUUUGUGCGUUUCCAAUUAAAUAAUAUUACAAAGU